AUGGUCUCAUCGUCUUCUGGUGAUAUGCAAUCCGCUAGAUUAUGCCUACAGGUACUUCGCACCCUUCACGAGAAUGAGUGGGUUGUCCUUUCCAGACUUUCUUACCUUGUGGAGAUGAUUCAAACCUGCGAUUUUACAUCAGUAGAGGUUAAGAACUCGUCGGAAGGGUCUUUAUCCACUCUCGCCGGGACUAUGCCCAAAACAACACACUACGAUCCAGGGUCUGAAUCUUUUCUCUCUGAUCCUCCUUUUAUUGCUUCUGAAAAGCCUAUCGAUGGAGAAGGAUUUUUUUAUUUCACUUACCCCACACUGAGCAGAAGAAACCCACAGGAAGACAAAGGUGCCUCUAGCACUAUCUGUGAAGCGCAAAAUGUCAAACAAAUCAUUCUAGAUCCUACACAACGGCUCCAGGUUGACAUUGAAACCUCCAAUCAAACCAAGGCUUUAACUCUUGAACAGCACGAAGAGUUGUUUGCUAAUAUAAUGAUUUUGUACAAGGUACAUGGAAUGCUCGUUCAAGAAAUCGAAAACGCUGUUAAUCGGUUAAUCUCGCUGCAGUAUGAGUGGAAAAAGGCAAACAUUAGUAAUAUUAAUAAGGAAACGGAUAUGUUGAAUAGAAAAAUCACGCAGUUUCCGUAUCGCGCCUGCUCACUCAGAUCGCUGUCGGAAAAUUUGAACAAAACGAUCUUCACCAGUCCCACCCACUCUCGAAUAGGGAGUAAAAAUGAGUAUGAAGUACAAAUGCAGGAAGAACUCCAUCCAUCUCAAAAAUCCUCUUACAAGCUGAGCACAGUCCUUUAUGAAUACAACGAGGAUAGGCCCAGAGUUUCUUCUCCGCUGAUGGAAGGAAAUUCUGCUUUUCUUUCCGAUGAUUCCCUCUCCACACGCACCAUUUCCAACUCUUGCAGUGAGCACGACCCUCCGCAGCCCUCGGAAGGCUUAAAUACGUCAGAGGUGGCUGAAAUUAUUCUAUCUUUGUUCACCUCCGAUGUGUUAAAUCUCUUUAUUUACGAACACGUGGAUUAUGUAAUGAACUACAUUCAUAAGGCGAUGCCGCUGGUUCAGCGGCUGGCGGCGGCAUCCCAACAAACUAUGGAUGUCGGCCCCAACUCAUGGAUCUUCCCCGCCCCCAUGCGCCAUAAAAAGCCGAUAUCCCGCGACGAGCUCGCGGGAUAUGAGGGCUUUAUAAAGAUCCUCCGACGCGCUUUGGGACCCUCUGGGGUGCCAAACGACGCUCGGGUUUGCUCCCGAUCCCUUUUGGAAGUCUUUUCGCGAGAGGACGGGCCGUACAAUAGUCGGCAAGGCGAUUGCGGUGUCGUUCGCGCGUCCAAGCCGCCGCUAGGGAUUCCAGAAGGUUGGCGCGGCUUCGAAACUUUUUUAGGGCUGCUUUCGGCGCCUUUACCAUCCCUACGUCGGAUUGUCUACGCGAUGAAUUGUUUAUUGCAUAGCGGCGUCCUCGAUGGCGGGAAUCAUGAGCGAUUUCGGCAUCAACUUGAGGAGAUUCUACCGCGGAUGGGUCGGGAAACCAACAUGGUGCUGGAUGAUCUUCUUCAGCGGGAUGUGGAGCACGUGGAGGCGUUAUGGGGGACCCCGUCGUGGCGGAGUAUCCUCGAAAGUGAAUGGUUCCACGCAUUUAAACACUGCGAGAUGGCCCGAAGUGAGGCCAAUCGGGUGCAAAUCGGUCCCGUCCCGGAAUGCCGCGGCGGAUCCGUGCUUUUGCAUAAAGGCCGCCUGUACGAACGCACCAACCACGACAAUCAUUAUGUCAUGUUGUUUCUUUUUAGUGGCUGGGUGUGCUUUGGGGAGGAACUCGGCCCGACUUCUUUACGGUUGCGCGGUUCGAUGCCGCUGGAGACGCUCCGCGUUCUCGAUGUGGAGGAUUUGCCCCCGCUAAACUUCACAAACGGGUUUAAACUGAUCAGCCCAAAAAUCAAAGAUCUCACAUUGUUCGCAAAAACACCGGAGGAAAAGCGAUAUUGGGUGGAAAUUAUCCAAGACGCGAUCGAACAACACACUCAGUGCGCCGCGUCCAACCGGAAUGAGGUUAAUCCCACCCUCCGCUAUUAUCGGCGCCAUCAUUUCAAAAAUCGCGGCAAUUUAUCGCCAAAGCGAGGGGCGGGGAUCCCCGCGAUGGAGGAAAUCUCGUCGAGGCGGAUGGUCAGCCCCGCCCUGCCGCCUUUUUCAAACAAAUCGAGGCUUUUCCAGCAGCGCGAGGCCGACGCGCAACGUCAAACCCACCUGCAGCCACGCUGA
Molecule: messenger RNA, 2253 nt
Organism: Phytomonas sp. Hart1
Lineage: Eukaryota; Euglenozoa; Kinetoplastea; Trypanosomatida; Trypanosomatidae
Source: the annotation of a GenBank genome assembly